Messenger RNA from Anopheles coustani, 11100 nucleotides. RefSeq names its product A-kinase anchor protein 9. Gene Ontology annotation, molecular function: molecular adaptor activity. Gene Ontology annotation, biological process: signal transduction. Bases 1 to 10050 code for a protein of 3349 amino acids. The record is from RefSeq and is a predicted model, not a curated record. The transcript has 15 exons. Lineage: Eukaryota; Metazoa; Arthropoda; Insecta; Diptera; Culicidae.
AUGAAUCGUUUAAAGUUGAAACCGCUGAAGCUUCCGAGCGAAGCAAAUCGUACCACGGCCGAUGUUGACGAGGUAAAAACGACAAUCGCGGACCGUUUCGGGGGGAUGGCUGCAAAGGAGCUUCCCUUCGCCGUAGCAAGCACAUCGACCAGUCGGGUCAGCGUUGGAUCCGUCGGAACCAGUAAAUCUUCGUCCAGCUACGGAAGUCGUACGGAACCGUCGGUUCGGUUUCGGCUCGAGGACGAAAUACUCGGCAGUGGCAGCGAGCUGAGCGGAAGUGGCAGUGCGAGCGCGAGUGUCAGUAUUGCCGACAGUCUGAGUGCGAAUGACAAUCAGCACGAUGACGAUAGUUUAGAGAUUAUGGAAGAGAUUCUAGUCCCGGUCGAUGGUGACGACGAUGACAGCAAUGAGCCCGCGGAGGAAGGAGGCAGUGUUAGUGCGCAAAGUGUCGACGAAGAAGGUCCGGCACUUGCCCGUCCUUCCCGGCAACGGCAGAGACUCAGCUCGGGUGGUAGCAGCAGUACGGAGGAAGGAUCUUCGGUGAAUCGGUCCCAGCCGAGGCGAAAACCAAUCGCGAGUGCGGUCAACGAUCGGAAGCGCCAGUUGUUCGAUAUCGGGGACGACGAGGAUUUAGUGGCACGGGGAGGGGGAGGUUCUGGAGCGAGCCUCUUCGAUAUAGAUCACAUACAGUUAUCCGGGGACGAAAUUGCGAAACAUUUCCAGCCGACGGCCAAUAUUGAAGGCAGUGAGGAGGACGAUUCGUUUCGCGGUGGGGUGGAGGAGGAGGAGGAAAACGAGGGGGAGGAUUCUUUCGAGCAGCCGUUAAACGAAAGUGAAUCGGUGGACGAAGUGUCGAAGGGGGAAAGCCUACCAAAGGGUGGCAAGUUAGUGACGCAUCAAACGAAAGAGCUGUCUCCGCUUAACGAGGACGACGUGCUGAUAAACGAUAGUAAGGUAAACUUGAACUCUCUGAAGCGUCGCACCCAACGGGGGGUCGUCGAAGGGGUCGUCGAGCGGAGAAGCAAUCCCAUCAACAUGGCGGAAAGCAAUAACAACAGUCAGGAUAACAGCCUGAACACGACGAACGAUAUCUCCGACCUGGCGAAGGAUACCGAAAGUGAGCGGGUGGGAAGCGUCGAACUCGACCCCGAAUCGUCUGGCGCCGUGGUGUCUAAACCGGCGAAACUUUCGCUUGACGGAAGAAGCCGGAGCGUACCGGACGAGCGACCUUCGCCGGUGGCCAAGAUUGGCUUCGCAAGUCUCGGUCCGAUACGGCUCACGGAGGAGAAGCAGCGAGGACAGGUGACCGAAGACCACAGCAGCGCGUCUUCCGGUGGGAGUGGCGUAUCGGAAGAUUUACGCGAACGGAUACUGACCACGAGCAAGUCGUUCGACGAGGUCAAAGCGCAAACUGUGCCCAUCGAGGUGCUGGAAGAUAAGAUAGACUGCGAAAAGGCACACCAGCAGCAGCAGCAGCAUUCUCAACGAAAUGUCGCCGAAAGCGUCGUAAAACAGAUGGAACGUGUUUCGGGCGAACAGAAGGAAGCGCUGGAAGAUAUUUCCGAAGAGUCCGAACAUACGCUCGGUGGUGAUACCUCAUCGAAUGGACCGACGGACGAUGAGCGGGGCGACAAGGUCAAUGUGAAAGUGAUCGAGAAAGGCAAGGAAAUGCGAACGAUUCUGGAGGAGAAACUGUUACAGAAGAGGCUAAGUAUUGGGAGUACGAUCUACGAGGACAACAAGGAAAAUGUGCCGGAGGAGACGGGAGAAUCACUAAAGGCGCACGACUUUGACAGUGUUGUCAGCUUGAAAAUGUUCCAAACGAUGGAGAACGAGAUACGCAAGCUGCAUGAGAUUAUUGCCACGAAGGACGUGCUGCUGGAGACGUACGGUCGGAAGGAUAGCACGGUCCCGUCCAAGGAUGGUGGCAGCCGGGCGGGGGAUUCAUUGCGCGAGCAACAGGUAUGCCGAUCUCACAACAGUGACUCGAUCAGUGUGGCUACAAAUUCCACCGAGUAUCGGCCCGUUCCAGGGGAGCUGGAAGCGAUAGCGCAUGCCGCCACCGAAAGGGAUCUCCACGGGAAGAUAAUGGAGCGGAAUCAGUGGAUCGAGCUGCUGGCGGAUAAGCUGAAAGAGUCGCUCGAGGAACGCAACCAGCUGCAGUCGGAGGGUGAGAAGCUGGCGGGCGAAGUGAUGCAGCUGAAGAAGCAGCUGGCCGAAACGGUGGAGAGUAUGAAGCUGAAGACGCAGUGGGCGGGAGUGGUUCGGCAGGAUCAGGAAAGCACGAGCGGUCAGCGGAUAUCGGAGAUAUCGAUCGAUCUGGUGAGCGAAACGGAGGACGGUGGGCUUUCGGACUUUCCCGACCUGUACGAUGAUCAGCGGGAGCGCGAACGAGCCUUCGACCUCACCUCGCAGUCCAGUGGCGGUGAUCUGGCCGCACUUAACCCACUUCAAAUUCCGCUGAAGAUUUCGAAGCAGCUCGAACAGUUCCGACGUUACCUUUCGCAGGAGGAGCUCCGACUGUUCAACAUGGUACAGACAAAGUUUGACGAUUUUCUCACGCAAGAGGUGGAAAAGGUUCGUGCGGACACACUGGGUGAGACGGAAAACCGUCUGCUGCGGGAACAGUUGGCCCUCGAGCGGGCGGAAAAGGAGCAAGAGGUGAACCGAUUGCGACAGAUGCUCGGGAGCGUAAAGACGGGUUCGAUCGAGAUCGGAGUGUUGCGGACGGAGCUGGAGGCACGCCACACGCAGGAGAUGGCCGAUCUGCGAACGUACUUCGAGAAGAAGUGUGUCGAACUCGAGAAGCAGUACUCGGAGGAGGUGUUUUCGCAGCAAAGCCGGCGGCUUUCGAACGACGAUACCGGGUCGGAGAUUUCCGGCGCCGAAGAGUUCCCGGAGGAGAAUGGUGGCUAUCAGUCGAAGCACACGAGCCCGAGGCGGAAACACAAGGAGGAUAUCUACCUCAGCCCGACACAUCGGAAGAUUACACCCACGACGAUCGACGCGACGGAUGGAAGUGCGGAUGAGGUGCUUGUGAUUGAAAUGCCGGAUGAUAAGGUAAGCCACCGACAUCUAACGGCGGAAGAAUUGCGCGACUUCUAUCAGAGUAAAAUCAAGGAGAUGAAUCUUCAGCACGAACGGGUGUUUGCGAAUCUGCGUGAAAAGCUGAGUGUUUACGAGGCCAGGGAAAAGGAGAAACAGUUUGUGUCUAAUCAAACGGCAUCCACCUCCUCCCCCAUUGCCAAGGAUCACCAAUGCUCACCAUUGCUAACCAAUGAAUCACAACCACAACCCGCCGAAUCACCAUCACCGUCCACCGACGCCAACGUUGUGGCCCCGGCCGGUUCAAGCGUUGUGGCUAGCGAGGCACCGCUAACUAACUCAUCCGAUACUAACAUCCUGCCGCGUCCGAAGACGGCCGACCGCCAACGGACCGACUCGCCGGCGGCGGCGGGGGCAGGCGAGUUGGGUUCCGAGUCGGAUCUGCAGGAGAUCAUUGUGGGGUACGAGCGGCGCCUGCAAGAGCAGGUCGCUCUCGCCCGCCAGGACGUCCUGAAGGAGCUGGAGGUGCAGAUUCAGGCCCUUUUGACCGACGCCUCGUUCGAGGAUAGCCACUGGCCGCCGGAGUUGGUGCUGCUGCGAGAGAAGUUUACGGCAAAGAGCCAGCUAGAAGUAGCCCAGCUGCAACUCAAACAUGAGGAAGAAAUGGCCCGCAUGAAAAACGACUUCGAAAAGCAGUUGCAGCGCAAGCUGAAGCGCCACACGACGUUCGAUUCGUCUCGCGGUCUGGAUAAGAUCAUUAGCGAACGCGAUAACCUCCGGGAGCUCUCGUCGACGCUGCGAAAUGUGCUGGGCGGUCUGGCGAAGUACUUUUCGAUUUGCGAGGACGAUCUGAACAGCACCGUGCUGGAGGAGCUGCACCGCUGCCAGCAGCAGUGGCAAGCGAAUGCGUCCAUACUGGCGGCAAGUGACGCUAGCGCCGACGAAAGUCAGCUUGCCGGGGAAGGUACCGCCAUCCCGGAGGGUGAGCAGAACGUGACCGAUCUUUCGUUCCUAUCGUCGUGCAAGCUGCUGAAGUACGCUCCGGAUGUGUCGGGUAUAAUAUCGAUCAUCGAGGAUCCAUCGUUGGUGGAGUACGUGACGGCGCGAGGCCCCCGCGAGGGCGAGGAGCCGGAGAAUGUAUCGAUUAACCUGGAGGAUUGUUUGGAACGGCUGAAAGCCGAGGCACUUAGUUUACUUGCCCUUUCGGAGCGGAUAAAGCAAAGUGCUCCGGUAGCGGGUGGUCCGACGGUCGGUGAAAUGGACAAAGUGUCUGAAAAGAACGACAGCUGCGAGGAAGAGGACGGUCUGAAGCGAACGGGCAAAGCAAAGCCGAUCGGAAGUGCUCGCUCGUUCGACGAAACGAUGGUCCGCAGUGGAGCCCAGAGUGUUGAUCGGGGGGAGCAGCAGGGCGCUUGCUCGCUCGCGAACGGUAGCCGUAGUCUCCCGGUGGACCUCUCCGGGUUGCAGGUCAACGGUGAACUCAAUCUGCAGCUGCACGAACUACGGAACCGGCUGCUAAAAUCCGAGGACGAUCGGAAGCAGCUCGAAGCGGAACUGGCUGAAGCGCGCAGCAAGCAGAACAGUUUGGUGAGCGAACUGUCCGAAACGAAGCAGCAUCUGCUGGAGCUUAACAGCCAGCGGGUUGAGUUUAGCGAGGGUUACGGCACCAAUGCGCUGCUCCCGACCGCACAACGGGUUGCGAACAACUCGUUCGUAGAGCUGCAGGAACGCGCCAAGGCACUGCUCGGUAGCACUGGAGCGGAACAAACGAUCGAGGACAAUUCGAUGCUGCUGCAGCUGGUGGAAGACUUUGCCCGGGAAGGGGAACGCUACCUGGAGGAUGGAAAGCGCGAUCGGAUGGAUUUACAAUCACAGAUCGAGGCGGCUGAUAAACAGCUUAAAGCAACCCGCCAGUUCCUCGAAGAUCAGGCAGCGGAACGUGAGCAGGAACGUGACGAGUUUGUGAAGCAAAUCGACCGCCUCAAGUGCACGCUGCGCGAGAAGGAAAAGGAUAAGGUUAACUUCGAGCGGGCCAGCAAGGAGGAAGGAUGUGUGGCCGACUGUAGAUAUGCAAAAGAAAAUCGGGCAUUUGCUGCAAAAUUGGAAACGGUCGAGCUGCAGGUGAAGGAUCUGACGGCACAAAUUGCUGAACGCGAUGACCGAAUACGGAAGAUGGAGACCGACCUGAAGGACUCCAUCGACAAAGGUUUCACACUGCGGGAAAUUAUCUCCGAGCUGGAAACCCAAAUCGAAAGCAAGACAAUCAACGAGCACGUCAUGGAGACAAAGGUGAAGGAGCUGGAGCGGUACAUCGACGUGCAGAACCAGCAGAACGAAUCGCUGCAUCAGGAGAUGGAAAGCUUCAAGACGGACCUGGUGGUGCGUGGAUACGACGAUAAGAUUGCCCGGCUGGAGGAAGAACUACGCCAACGGCAACCGACGGCCGAGCAGAGCAUCGUCCUCGAGGCACUGACGGUGCAGCUGCGCGACAUCGAGGAGACGCUGGAGCGAAAGACGAAAAAUCUGGAAACACUCCACUCCACCUCGGGUGCUUCACUCGGCUGCAGCAGCCCAUCGGAGGACAUCUCGGUGAAUCAGGAUAGUCCACUGCAUCGCAAGCGGCGCGCUGCCUCGGGCGGGGCCGGUGUGGACGGGGGUGCCGGAAGCGCAGAGAGCAAACCGUCCGUAACGCCGCUGCCCGUCGACGAGGUGCAGCGGAUAUUCGAUAAGCUCCACCGGCACUCGCGCGUCGAGGACGUGGCCAUCAAGCGCAUCAACGACCUGGAGAUGCAGAUUACCAACAUCAGGAGUGGCUAUGCGGAACUUCAACACGAACGUGACGUGCUGCAGGAGAAAAUGUCGGAGCAGUCGAUAAAGAUAUCAAGCCUGCAGACCCGCCUCGACGAGCAGCGCCUGCGUGCCGAAGAGUUGCACCGCCAGGGCACCUCCCAGCUGACGGUGAAGGUGCACGACCUGCAGAACGAGCUGCACAACCUCAAGGAGACGCUGCAGACGCGCGACAAGCAGAUCGUCAAUCUGAAGCAGUUCCUCGAAAACAGUCAGCAGGCGAUCGCUCGCCAGGAGAAGGAGCUGGCCAUGAAUCAGGGCGGCGGCGAACGGAGCGGUGGGGAGCAGGAGCAACAGCGGCUGGAGACGGAACUGCGGGCGAAGGAGGAAGAGAUCCGACAGCUGCGCGAUCGGAUCAAGAACGAGAUGAUCAAUAAGGCCGCCCUGCCCGAUCUGAUGGAGACGAUGCUGGCGGAGAAGAACGAAGAGAUUGACCAGUUGAAGGAUCGGUUGGCCCAGUACCAGCAGGGGGCGGAACCGGCGGUGGCAGCGAUGGCCGGAAUGCAGCAGUUCCAUGCGGGACCCGCGGCGAAGGAUGACGAUGGUGGGCGUACGCUGAGCGAUGUCGUUUCGAUCACCGACUGCGAUGAGUCGGACAUGGUGAUGCGCCGGAUGCCGGAACAGGGAAUCACCCUGGAGGGCGGCAUACUGCCCGCGCACAGCAUUCCGAUGGACUCCGGUACGUCGUUGUUUCCGAACCAUUCCAAGCAGUCCUCGCUGCAGAUGCUGGGCGCUGGCGGUCAGGCGCUGAGCGGUGGCCACGAGUCCUCCUCGAUGCUCAACUCUAUUCCACUGCGGUCGAACUUUUUCCACGACGUGUGCUCGGCCGUACCGCGCGUCCCGGAUCAAACACGUAGCAGCGCUCCCACACCCGAGUACGUUCCGCGACAGAUAAACUUCUCGCUCGCCGAGGACGCCGGUUCGCCGAUGCAACGCGUUGGCAUUAUGCACCACCAGCAGCGCCUAUCGGCACCGGUACCAUCAUCGACGUUGAUGUUUUUCGGCGCUUCCCCGGCGCCACCGGGUGAGGGGUCGUCGAGGAUGCUGGUCCGAGAGCCAGCCUUUAUCGAGGAGAUAGUGGACGACGAAGUGGACACCGCUGGCGAUGCUGGUCCAGGGAAGGAUGACGCAAAAGCGCGGCUGGAGAGUGAAGUAGAGUCUUUAAAAUUAAGCUUAGAUAGGGUUGUGAAUGAAAAGAACGAGCUGGUGGAGCGGUUGAAGGGCGAGCUGCAGGAAAAGGUGGAACAGAUCGCGGACCUGCAGGUCGAGCUGGCCGCACGCAACAAGCUGUACGAGGAUCUGAUGCAGGAGCGGAAAGAACUGCGCACCGAGGUAGAGAAGGUGAAGCAGGAGCUCGGUCAACUGGAGCAGCAGGCGCACUCGGUCCAGCAGAAGGAAACCGAGCUACGCGAGGCCCUAGAAAGCCUGCACCGGAAGGAAGCGGAAAUGGUCGAGGUAAGCGAGCGGUACGAGAAGGUACGCACCGAAAUGGAAAGCGUCACCAAGGAGUCCACCGUGUUGCGGACGGAACAGCAGCGGCAGAAGGUGGAAGUGGACACGCUGCGGCAGCAGGUGGAAUCGCUGAACAAAACCAUCGGCCACAAGGACGAGCUGAUGUCAAAGCUGGAGAAGGAUCUGCUAAACUAUAGCAAAAACGAAGAGAAGUAUCUCGAGCAGUUGCGCUCACUGGACGCGAAGGAGACGGAGCUGAAGAUCGUCCAGGGUAACUACAAGGACCGGCUGCAUGAGAUCGAGAUACUGAACGAGGACAAUCGCUUCCUGACGGAGGACAUCAACCGGUUGAGAAACGAAAUCGCACGCAGCAGCAACUCGCAACUCAACUCGAGCUCGUCGUCGUACGUGCAGGCACUCAAGCAGAACUGCGCCAAGCUCGAGGAGGAGCUGCAGGAAACGAAACAACUGCUGACGGAUAAGAUGCUCGCCCUCGAGCGGGUGCGGAUCGACCUGAGCGGGUGCCAACACGAGCUGGAGGAUGUGCGUGGGGUACUGCGCGAGAAGGAGAUGAUCAUCCAGCAGAUCGGUGACGACGGGCAGAGCUUGCACGAAGCCCUCUCAAACAUCCAGGAGCAAAUGCAGGAUAAGAACGUGACGUUGAAUGGGAAACUGCGCGAGGAACAAGCGCGGAACGCAAAGUUGCAAGGCGAACUGGAACAGCUAAAGGCACAACUCCAACGGAGCGAUAACUCGUCCAGCCCGAAGCCGUUCUCGGUGGAGGAAAUAGCGGAACAGCUGGAAAAGGAGCUCAACUACUCCGCACAGCUCGACUCGAGCAUCCUGAAAGCGAUCGAGAGUGACGAGGUGAACUCGGACGAUGAGCGCCAUGCCGUCGGGGAGCAAGCAAAGGGGGAUGCAAGGAAAGGUGGUGGUCCCCGUAAGCCAUCGGAACUGGAUGACCUUCGGCAGAAGCUUCAGCUCGAGAUGGACAAGGGUAAAAAGAUGCAGGAACUGCUUGAGGGUGAGAAGCAAAACUCCGCCUCCAUCCAGCAGCAGGAUGCGGAAAUUAUCGAAGCAAUGCGCAUCCGCCUCGAGGCGUCACUCGGAAACGAGAGCACACUCCAGCGGCUGCUGGAGGAGGAGCGAACGAAGGCCGAGCGCCUGUCGCGGAUGGUCGGGGGCCUGCAGCGGACCAAAUCGUUCGACAACUAUCUGCUACUAAAGGGCAAAGGUUCACCGCAGGCUCAUUCCUCCGCAGCGGAAGGUGGUGGUGCACUGAGUGGGGGCAAUUCUCCGCAGCGUCUCAAUCGAUUGCUCAACCGCAGUGGCGACUUUGAGGCGGAAAUGGUAGCGCGGUAUGAGAGCGAGCUAAAGUUCCUAACGGCACAGAACGCCCGGGAGCGGGAACGGACGGCCGAUCUGCAGCGGGUGUUGGAACGCGAGCGGGAACGGUUCGAGCGGGAGAUCACCGAGCGGACCGAGCACGGCGAGCAGCUGAAGAAGGAGCUGACCCGUGUGCUGAAGGAAAAGGAAACGCUCGAGCUGGAGCUGGACCACGAGCAGGAAAAGCUCGAGCUGGCCCACCGGGAGCUGGAAAGUCUCGAAAAGCGCAUCGGAGCACUGCAGGAAGCGGAAGCGUUGCGAUCGGCUCGACGCGACCGAACCUCCGGACAGAAUUCGCUCGAGUACCAGGAACUAAAAUUGCGCCUUGAGGGUGUUGAGUUCGAGCGGAACCAAUUGCGGGACACGGUGCAAAGCCUUCGCACGGAAGUUGACCGCCGGCGUACGCGGGAAGCUCAACUGACGGAAGCGCUUUCGAGGGAGAACUCACUGCACGCCCAGGGCCAGCACGAGGUCGUACCGGAGGAGUUCCUCAACAAACUGAAAGACCUCAACCGAAUGCUGGAGUCGAAUGCGCGGGAAAAUCACCAGCAAGCGGAAACGCUGCGAUUCAUGAUGGAGGAAAGACGGGCCCUGCAGCAGCGUAUCCAGGAGCUCGAGCGGUACAACGCACACGGUGGUGGUCACCACAAGCGAGAGGACCUGGAGGAGCGGGCGAACCACCUGUUCGGAAAGUAUCUCCGCUCGGAGAGCCACCGGAAAGCGCUGGUGCACCAGAAGCGCUACCUGCAGAUUGUCCUGACCACGUACGAGGAAAACGAAGCGAAGGCACUCGCGCUGCUCAACGCGCAGCUACCUCCCGGUCAACUGGAGGUGCUCGCCCUGGCCAGCGGACCGCGAUCGCUCGAGUCCUCCCACCGUCGCACCGGACGCAAAUCGUUCCGCUCGGUCGUGACGGUGAUCGUGGCGAUCGAGCGUAUGAAGUACCUGGUCCGCAAGUGGCACGGCGGGCGACGCGUUUGCGCGAAGGCCAUCUUCUCGCAACCGUUCAGCAGCCCGCGGCGGUCUCAGUCGGCCAGCACGAACGUUUGGGCACGCUCGCCGAACUCACACUUUGCCGAGUACGGUACCGUUGGCGGUGGUGCGUCGGUGCGGAUGGAACGCGCGGAACCGAUCCCGUCGCAGUUGUUCAGCGCAUCGGUCGGUGUCGGUGCUGGUGGUGCCUUCGUGAGGACACUCUCCGUUCCGGUGCCCGGUUCGCCCACGUCCCUGCGGAUGAACGUCGACGUGCUGGAAACCCUGCGGGAACAUCAGCAGCAGCACCAGCCUCAGUACAACCGUAAUGGCUCCGGCAACCGAUAGGUGGGUCAUUAACCUUCAACUUACUGUUGACUUUCCCCUUUAGACACGUUAUCGUUUAGGUUAGUGCUUUGCUACCCUGACGCAGCAAUCAAACGACACUGUUUUGUAGGGUUUUUUUCUAGAACGACAUUGGAGGUGUUUCAGAAAAACUGCCAACCAAAGGUUCACACGCACUGUUACGAUCCAUUUUAGCCGCUAUGUGUCGCUCCAGACAGAUCUCUCUAUACCGCUAUUUAUCUCUCUCUCUUUCUCAUGUUAGAAGUUCGUACAAAAAGUAUUAAUCUUGUGCGUCAGUGCGUACCAAAAAGUGUGAAGACGAUUAGGCCUCUUUUUUAUAAAAAAACCCAAGUUUAUUUUUUACUUGGAAGCGAUGAAGAGAAACGCAAAUAUUUGACAGUAAUCCGAUUAUUUAGUGCGGGAGUUUUCGUUAACUUGGUUCAUCAUUUAAACUUCGUUUAGUUUUGAUUUUCUAAGGACCGUGUAUUAAUGUAUAUUGGCAGUAUUUUGGCUGUAAAUCCAAAGAGAAGAUAAUUUUAUCUAAAUAGUAUGACAUUGAACCACAUUUCACCCGAAACAAAAUGCAGCAGCACAAAGAAACAUGUAACAUUUUCAAACAGUGCCUUACAUGCGGAACGUGGAAUACGAAUCAGAUUACAUUAAUCAGUCCUUACCAUGGCGUACCUUAAGUUCCGUCGUCUCGUCGAUUGUUCUUGUGGUUCGGUUCACUUUUCUUUCACCCCAUCAUUGCGUUCAACAAUUCCCACCAAAGGGCAUCCUGCUUUAUUCGUCCACAUGCCAUAGAGUACCGUAAGCAGUUCAUAAGCAAUAGGAGGUAGGAGCGGUGUGUUUAGCGGUUAUACGGCCUAGAGGUAUACUAUUUAUUAAUUUAAUGUUGUUUUAAACCGUUUUGCGACGCGACACGUAGUUCGACACGAUUCGUAGAAUUUCCAGGAUUUCCUCUAGGGUAGUAGAAUAGACGGCUCAGUUUUGAUAGUAAUGGUUAACUCACUCUUUUAAACGACGCGUAUUGUAAUAUAAGUAAAUGAGAAU